This is a messenger RNA of Ananas comosus (pineapple), 2296 nucleotides long. Its product is annotated as L-type lectin-domain containing receptor kinase IX.1-like. Gene Ontology annotation, molecular function: carbohydrate binding; protein kinase activity; ATP binding. The coding region runs from base 1 to 2121 and encodes 706 amino acids. The transcript has a single exon. Lineage: Eukaryota; Viridiplantae; Streptophyta; Magnoliopsida; Poales; Bromeliaceae. Gene Ontology annotation, biological process: protein phosphorylation. The record is from RefSeq and is a predicted model, not a curated record. Gene Ontology annotation, cellular component: plasma membrane.
AUGGCUUCCACCAAAUCGAGAACUGAUAAGUGCUUCCUCUCUUUGUUCUUCUGCAUCACCAUCUUUCAUCUUAUCAUACCACCUGCAACACCCCUCUCUUUCAGCUUCAACUUCUCCGAUCCCGAAAUUAACAUGUCGCUUAUCCAACUCCAGGCUGACGCCGUCUGGAACCGCACUGUCAUCAACCUCUCGAAGGACUCGAGCGAUUCCAUCAGCAACAGCCAGGGCCGAGCGGUGUACAGCAAUCCGGUGCUUCUUUGGGACGACGCCACCGGCGAGGUGGCUAGCUUUCACACUAGCUUCUCUUUCAUCAUCCAAGCCACGGACGCGAGCGCUUACGGGGACGGACUAGCGUUCUUCCUCUCCCCUUCCCCGUCGGUGGUCCCUAGAUUCGACGGCGGCGGCUACCUCAGCCUCUUCGACAAUGGAACCGCACUAAACUCGACGCAGAACCAGUUGGUGGCGGUCGAGUUCGACACCUUCAAGAAUGACUGGGAUCCGAGCGCCUGUCAUGUUGGUAUUGAUAUCAAUUCCAUCAACUCUACGGUGUACGAGGACUUGCCGAAUAUCACCAGAAGCGGCACCCGUGCGACCGCGUCAAUCGCCUACGAUAACACUACGAAAUAUCUGAGUGUGUUGCUUUCUUACGAUGGUAAUCCGAACUACACUAAAUCUUUCAGCCUCUCUUGCCUUGUUGAUUUGAAGGCAAUACUUCCCCAGGAGGUGACCGUGGGCUUCUCAGCCGCCACCGGCGGCGCCGUCGAGCUGCAUCAGAUCCUGUACUGGAAUUUCAACUCAACUUUGGAAAGGAAGAGUAAUCUUAUGAUUACGAGCCCACCAACACAACCAACAAGCCCGCCAACACAACCGGCCCCUCCGUCGUUGACUAACUCUGGCACAAGUAACUAUGUCGGAGUUGUGGCCGGCUCGGCCGCUGGCAUAAUCGCCCUGUCCUGUUUGAUCGCGGCAGUUUGGUGCUGUCUUUCAUCGCGUAAGAAAGUCAACAUGACAGAGGAAGAAGAAGGUGGCAUGGACGAUGAGGAUGAUCUGAUCGACGAUGAGUUCGAGAGAGGUAGGGGACCCCAGAGGUUUCCUUACAGCGAAUUGGCUGCCGCGACAAACAACUUCGACGAGGCAGAGAAGCUUGGGCAGGGAGGCUUUGGUUCCGUGUACAAAGGGUUCCUGAGGUCCGCAAACCUUCCCGUAGCCAUCAAAAGAAUCUCCAAGGAGUCGAAACAAGGACUGAAGGAGUACACGUCCGAGAUCAACGCGAUAAGCCGGCUGCGGCAUCGGAAUCUGGUGCAGCUCAUAGGCUGGUGCCACAGACGCGGAGAUUUCUUGCUGGUCUACGAGUUGAUGCCCAACGGAAGCCUAGAUUCCUAUCUCUACAGCAAAGAGAGGCUACUGCCGUGGUCGGCGAGAUACGACAUAGCGCAAGGCCUGGCCUCCGCUUUGCUGUAUCUUCACACCGAGUGGGAGCAGUGCGUGGUGCACCGGGACAUCAAGUCGAGCAACAUCAUGCUGGAUUCGUCGUUCGGCGCUAAGCUCGGCGACUUCGGGCUGGCGCGGCUCGUCGACCACGACCGCGGCUCGCAAACAACGGUUCCGGCGGGCACCUUGGGAUACCUGGCCCCUGAAUGCUUCAUCACCGGAAAGGCCAGUAAGGAGACCGACAUCUUCAGCUUCGGAGUCGUCUUACUCGAAAUCGCUUGCGGGAGAAAGUGCUUAGUCCAGACGGAGUUUCGGAGCAAAGUUAGCCUGGUUGAGUGGGUCUGGAGUCUGUACGGAAGGAAAUCGGUUCUGGAAGCAGCAGACGAGCGUCUGAACGGCAAUUUUGAAGAAGCAGAAAUGGAGAGAUUGAUGGUUGUGGGGUUAUGGUGCGCCCACCCAGAUUAUAACCGACGACCGACGAUCCAACAAGCGAUCGGUGUUUUGCGCUUCGAAAUUCCGUCGCCUGCUCUUCCUCCGAAUAUGCGGCUGGUGACCGCGCCGCCGCCGGCGGAUCUAUCAAGUUUCAAUUACACCUCAUCGUCAUCCACUGGAGCAUCGGCUUGCGCCGUUUCUGUAUCUACUAACUCGACCGCUGCAUCUGAAUCCUCCUCAUCUCGGCUACUUAAAUAAUAGUUGAUAAAACUCAACAUUGUGCAUGUUGCAAUUUGUUACCUUUCUUCUUCUUUAUUUUCUUUAAUAUGUGUUUUGAUGUUUUAGUCUUAUUGUGGGAAAUAAUACGGAUUUUACUUUACGUUCCUCAGCAAUGGUACUAGAUACAAAGCAAUAGUGCCAAUCGUAGCUUUGU